Molecule: messenger RNA, 432 nt
Organism: Acanthamoeba castellanii str. Neff
Lineage: Eukaryota; Discosea; Longamoebia; Acanthamoebidae
Exons: 2
Coding region: 1-432 (143 amino acids)
Source: RefSeq, a predicted model, not a curated record
AUGAGCCUGGCGAAGCAGAGCGACACGGCUGGGCGGCCGCCGCACCAGAAGCACGAAAAGUCUUGGGAGGAGGCGGCCCAGAAGGUGCCUGGUACAGAGACCGCGCAGCUCACCCGAGAGGCUCUCCUUGAUGAGCGCCGCAAGGCUGAGGAAGGCGACCUCUCCGAGCUCGAGCGUACCAGAGUGGGCAAGAGCGGGCUGAACGUGAAGGGCAGCGACGUGUCGCAGGUGGAGUGGCAGGCCAAGGGCGAGUACUUCAGCAAGGGCGACGAGAAGCACAUGGAGGACGAGAAGGCCCGCGGGAACAACCCCAACAACGACCUCUUCUGGAUCCGCCGCCAGAUCGAGCGGCCCGCCGACGCCAACGCCGCCCUCAAGCUGGGCCAGGAGAUCCUCGACAGGGAGAAGGCCGCCGGCCUGAGCCACCAGUAA